Messenger RNA from Penicillium coprophilum, 1653 nucleotides. Its product is annotated as Zn(II)2Cys6 transcription factor. Gene Ontology annotation, biological process: positive regulation of transcription by RNA polymerase II. The transcript has 3 exons. The record is from RefSeq and is a predicted model, not a curated record. Gene Ontology annotation, molecular function: DNA-binding transcription factor activity, RNA polymerase II-specific; transcription cis-regulatory region binding; zinc ion binding. NCBI's taxonomy places the organism in Eukaryota, Fungi, Ascomycota, Eurotiomycetes, Eurotiales, Aspergillaceae. Gene Ontology annotation, cellular component: nucleus. Bases 1 to 1653 code for a protein of 550 amino acids.
AUGAGUCCCCUACCUCUGAUCACUCGUGAAGAGACUCAACGUCGCCCAUAUGGUCCUCGGUCGCGAAAUGGAUGCCUGACGUGUAAACGUCGCAAGGUUCGAUGCAACGAACGCAGGCCUCGAUGCUAUCAUUGCCAGCGUCUAAAUCUGGAAUGCGAUUGGAAACCCAUCGAUCCUCGCCAGACCCCCUUGCAGAACGACGCCGAUCCUUUCAAGUCAAACGUCACUUUGGAUGUGAACCAGCUGUCGCCCGGUCCUCACAUGUUUGACUUUCAAUCCAUGGCAGCCCCCACAGAGGGCUUUUCCAUGUUCCAAAAUGUCUAUUUUCCCGACUUUGGUGAUUUUACCACUUUGGGAAACAAUUCCUAUGAGCAGGCACGAUCCAGCGACGCAGGGUCCCCAAAUUCAUCUCAACCCCAACGACAAUCACCACAACAAUCUCCAGUCGCCAAUCCCGAUGUCGAAAAUUCGUUACAUUUACAUCUUCCACCGAUUCUUGAUCCGGUUGAGAAUGGUCCAAGAUGCGCUUCUGCGCGGGAACUGCUUGAAAGCAUGGCGGCUUCUUCCCCGAUGCUCCGCUCUUCGAUUGCGGCCUUUGAAGCCAUACAGUCCGGUAAUGCAGGGGCUAUAGCAAAUUACCAGCAACAUUACGAUAACGCUGCGAUGGAGUUAUCGCAAAAGUUUGAAAAAUCCAAUGGGGAAAUUAUAAUCAGCAGUAAUGAGCUCAGAUACUUCCUUACUGCACGACUGGAUCUAGCCUAUUUGAAUCUCGGGAAGGCGCAUAAUGCCCUGCAAGCAGCAGAGAGGGGUACAUUAGGGUCCACGGAGCUACGAAUAAUCUCCUGGAUUCGGUUGCUGGACGCCCGAGCGGCGUCGGCCGGUGGGGAAGGAGUCCUGGUCAAUGAUACGUCUGGAAUCUAUACUUGCACCUCGCCCCAAAACUCAGCCUCCCCGAGCUCAACCCCGCAAAGCAUGAGCUCAGCCACGAACCCCGGAGCAUCCGAGGUGAUUUAUGAUCUGCUUUGUCAGCCGGGGAUAGCUUUCUUCAUGGAAGUUCAGACCAUCACCGGCCGCAUCACCAGAAUUGCUCAUAAUCACCGCAGCCGAGGGAGCGUGGAGGACGAGACUGAAGUGAUGGCUAUUGCCGCGGAGAUCCUUUCGGAUCUUUCAUCCUUGUAUGACCGAAGACCACCACUCACAGACCAUGCCGUGGCUGGAAGUAUUGGCAGUGAUACGCUGGCCGAGCCACUCGCGUCCACCAUUGUUCGUUCAUUCCAGACGUACAUGGCUAACUUUUACGCUUGCUACAUUCAUCUACAUCGAGUCGCACACCGUCAUCUGGUUCGUUCCAAGGCAGCGGUGACAGCGCUGUCCAAAAUCAAGGAAAUAGUACAUUGCAUGGUCAACAAUAAUGAAUCUAUUCCGGUCAACAUGUUGUGGCCAUUAUUUCUAUGGGGCACUGAGGAAGACGAUCAUGAUGAAUUCCAAUGGAUUCUUCAUACCAUCCGUGGUCUUCAACAUGUCUUCACCAAUGCGAACAUGACCGCUGACGUACUACAAGAGACCCAAAGGAGGCAGCGUGAGGGAGGCAAGCGUGUCGACAUUCGUUCUGUUUGUCUUGAGUUAUUCUAUACCACAUUCGCUAUUGUUUGA